AUGAUGAUGAUGAUGAUGACGACGACGAUGAUGGAGGACCGUUACGACGUUCUUGGGUGUAAAAGUCUGUUUAGCUCUGAGAUGCUAGCUGCGAGCGGCUAACCACUCAGGUAAACAAGCCCCGAACAUCUCACGAGAGACCACACGGAGCACAACACGUUCAGCAGUCGACUUGAGGCUUUAAACGAACUCGUGCGUCAACAAACGGAAUACCCGAGACUUCCAGAACCUGCUGAAAAUGAUGUAGCUAGCUAACUUUAGCCAGCUGCCUAGCGCGAUACUGCUCAAAAAAUGGACUGUGACGGGUUUGGAGUCUCUUGUCCUGUGUCUAGUCUGGAUUCACAGGAAGAUGCGAAAGAGCCAGAUCUGCACAGCUUCAGUCACACACACAUGAGGAAAGCCUUCCGGCUCAUGAAUGACUUGAGAAGCCGGAGGAUGCUUUGUGAUGUUCUGCUGGUGGCGGGUGAAGUGGAGGUGCCAGCACACAGAGUAGUUUUAGCGUCCUGCAGUCCUUACUUCUGUGCCAUGUUCACAGGUGACAUGAGUGAAAGCAAGGCUCAUCAUGUGGAGAUCAGGGAUGUUGAUGGACAGACGCUCUCGAAGCUGGUGGAUUACAUUUACACGGCUGAGAUUGAAGUGUCUGAGGAUAAUGUCCAGGUAUUGCUCCCAGCUGCCAGCCUGCUGCAGCUGAUGGAUGUUCGACAGGUUUGCUGUGACUUCCUGCAAACGCAGCUUCACCCUACCAACUGCCUGGGCAUCCGAGCGUUCGCUGACCUUCACGCCUGCACAGGACUGCUCAGCCUGGCCCACGCUUACGCCGAGCAGCACUUUACAGACGUCAUGCUGGGAGAAGAGUUCAUGGGCCUCUCCUUGCAGCAGGUGUGCAGUCUGAUCUCCAGCGACAAACUCACCGUGUCCACUGAAGAGAAGGUGUUUGAGGCCAUGAUCGCCUGGAUAAAGCACGAUAAAGAAGCCCGUCUGGAGCACAUGCCUAAGCUCAUGGAGCAUGUUCGACUGCCCCUGCUAUCCAGAGAUUACCUGGUUCAGAUUGUAGAGGAGGACCCCUUAAUAAAAAACAACAACACUUGUAAGGACUUCCUGAUCGAGGCGAUGAAGUACCAUCUUUUACCUGCAGACCAGCGGCACCUGAUAAAGACUGACAGAACCAGACCACGCACACCAAUCAGUUUGCCAAAGGUGAUGAUGGUCGUGGGGGGUCAGGCGCCUAAAGCCAUCCGCAGCGUGGAGUGCUAUGACUUUCAGGAGGACCGCUGGUACCAGGUGGCAGACUUACCAUCCAGACGCUGUCGAGCAGGUGUGGUGUUCAUGGCCGGUAAGGUGUAUGCGGUGGGGGGAUUUAACGGCUCCCUGCGCGUGCGGACGGUGGAUGUGUAUGAUGGGCUGAAGGACCAGUGGAGCUCUGUUCCCAGCAUGCAAGAGCGCCGCAGCACUUUAGGAGCCGCUGUGCUGGGGGACCUGCUGUACGCUGUCGGGGGCUUUGAUGGGAGCACAGGUCUGUCGUCAGUGGAGGCGUACAGCCCCAAAGCUAACGAGUGGAUGUUUGUGGCUCCCAUGAACACCAGGCGCAGCAGUGUUGGGGUCGGAGUGGUCGACGGAAAGCUUUAUGCUGUUGGAGGUUAUGACGGGGCGUCCCGGCAGUGUUUGAGUACUGUGGAGGAGUAUAACCCGGUCAGUAAUAAGUGGUGCUAUGUGACGGACAUGAGCACUAGACGCAGCGGAGCUGGUGUCGGCGUGCUCAAUGCACAGCUGUAUGCUGCAGGUGGACACGACGGUCCUCUGGUGAGGAAGAGUGUGGAGGUCUAUGAUCCUGCUUCUAAUACCUGGAGACAGGUGUGUGACAUGAACAUGUGCCGAAGGAACGCAGGAGUGUGUGCUAUAAACGGUUUGCUGUAUGUGAUCGGAGGAGACGACGGCUCGUGUAACCUGUCGUCUGUGGAGUACUACGACCCUGCUGUGGAUAAAUGGAGUCUCAUCCCCACCAACAUGAGCAACGGACGCAGCUACGCAGGGGUCUCAGUCAUUGACAAGCCUUUAUGACUAAAGCUUCUGGGCAGCAGGUGUCUUCGCACCUGUCCAGGACUGAGCUGUGACAGACACACAGUGAUUUAAGACAGAGUCCAGAUGCUGACAGGUGCUUGAAGAUCUCCAUCUCAGAUCCUGACUGCCUCACACACACACACACACACACACACACCAAGCCCUGACCUCUCCCAGUCUCCAGGAAGUGCCAUUUCGCCCUGUUAUUAACAGAGAGGCUGUGGUCACCCAGUGUAGUGUGUAUUAAGUGAGUCCUCUGCCAGGACAGAGUAUGUAUCUCUACUUGCUUUACUACUGACCGACAACACUCAGAAACAGGGUUACUUUAUGUUUUUAUGAAAAGUAUUAUGGGAGCAACCCCUGUAAGUUGUUUAAUUAAACCAGCUGCUUUCGUGCCAUAUAGUAGUGAGGAUGGUAAACCGAAACAUCAAGUCAAUCUCGGUAUGGUCACUUCAUUUUCAAAACAAGCAUCUUUCUAUGGAAUCCAUCGUGAGACGUGGAUCUGUGCGUGCAUGGACUUCUAUAGAAAUGACACGGUUUUUCCUGGUGGAAAUGACAGUAAAUGUGACCAUGCCGUUUAAUGUGCCAAGUGUCGCUCAUAACUCAUAUGGAUAAUACUGUAUGUUUGUUACUUGUACAUGAUGCAGUUUGGUGUGCAAUCGUCCAUGUUGGACACACAGAUCACGAUAACUCUCUCAGUAGAUGCAGUCACUGAAAUCACACUUGCUUGGUGUCUCUUCGGUAAAUUGCACUUGUCAUCUUUAUUCAGUAGAGGUGAUACUAUUGCAAUCGCAGGUCAAUUCCAAUAUAACACAGGUUCAUAUUUAACUGGCUCAUUUGGAUCUGUGGUCCAACAGAACUGGACUUUGGAAGACUCUUUUAUUAUUAAUAUUAUUAUUUUUUAAUAUUAAGCCUCAUUAUUGGGUUAUAAAGCUGCACAGUAGUUCACUGUAGACGUUCAUGUUUACAUUACUGAUCAUUGUGAAAUGAAAACUAAGUUUGUUGGUAAUGAAUAUGAAUUAUUAUUAACAAAACACUGCAAACAUUCCCAGAUCACAUAUACUUUCAUCUUCUCAUUCUCAUGAUGACCAACUGACCAACCGAUCUGAAAGUAAUACUAUGCAGUAAAACAAGGUUUUUGUUGUGCCCAGUGAUUCAGAGUUUAAUUUGAGCUAUGCCUGGUGUAACUGCUGCCAUUACAUUCGAUGUCUUUACUCUUUUAACACAUCAUCAUGAUCCACAACUCUAAAACUAGGACAUUCUAGUGUGCUGCAUCAUCUGUGGAUUAUGCACGAAUGUGGUUUGCGAACAAGGUAUUAAUGUAUUUCUAAACAAAAUAUAUGAAUAAAUUAAGCUUUGUAAAGGGAA
Messenger RNA from Carassius gibelio (silver crucian carp), 3426 nucleotides. It is a transcript of the gene klhl3, whose product is annotated as kelch-like family member 3. The record is from RefSeq and is a predicted model, not a curated record. Lineage: Eukaryota; Metazoa; Chordata; Actinopteri; Cypriniformes; Cyprinidae. The transcript has 15 exons. Gene Ontology annotation, molecular function: protein binding. The coding region runs from base 292 to 2058 and encodes 588 amino acids.